AUGGAAGCGAAGUUUAUCAAUCAGUCAUUCUACAAGAUUAUAUGUAUCACCGAUGUGAUCACCGAUCAAUAUUUCUUUUCAGAGGGGAAGGUCGAAGUAUCGAGAGACGGCAAGUAUCUCAGCACUUUGCAACAUGGCAAGGUGCUAGGUGAACUCGCGAUUCUUUACAACUGCAAGAGGACAGCGACGAUUACCGCUGCAACUGACUGCCAGCUCUGGGCAAUCGACCGGCAAUGCUUCCAAACCAUCAUGAUGAGGACAGGUCUCUCGAGGCAGGCGGAAUACACGGACUUUUUGAAGAGCGUGCCGAUUUUCAAGAACUUGCCCGAGGAAACCCUAAUAAAAAUUUCGGAUGUCUUAGAAGAGACAUUCUACAACAAUGGGGAUUAUAUAAUAAGACAAGGGGCGAGAGGUGAUACGUUUUUCAUUAUCAGUAGAGGGCAAGUGCGCGUGACAAUCAAGCAACCUGACACAACGGAGGAAAAGUACAUUAGGACGUUGAGUAAAGGUGAUUUUUUUGGCGAGAAAGCUUUGCAAGGUGAUGAUCUCAGAACUGCUAACAUAAUUGCUGAUGAUCCGGAAGGAGUGAACUGUUUAGUAAUAGACCGCGAAACGUUUAAUCAAUUAAUUUCAUCGUUGGAUGAAAUCCGAACGAGAUACAGAGAUGAGCUGGUGGAACGCAGAAGACUAAACGAGGAAUUCCGGGACGUGCGGUUACAAGACCUUCGUACUAUUGCAACUCUCGGCGUGGGUGGUUUCGGAAGAGUUGAAUUAGUUCAAAUUGCCGGAGAUAGCACACGAUCCUUCGCUUUGAAGCAAAUGAAGAAGGCGCAAAUCGUCGAGACACGACAGCAACAGCACAUCAUGUCGGAAAAGAGAAUUAUGAGCGAAGCGGAUUGCGAUUUUGUGGUGAAACUCUUCAAGACUUUCAAGGACAGAAAAUAUCUCUAUAUGCUGAUGGAGGCUUGUUUGGGUGGCGAACUAUGGACUGUUCUCAGGGACAAGGGACACUUCGAUGACGGCACCACACGAUUUUAUACCGCGUGCGUUGUAGAAGCAUUCGAUUAUCUGCACUCGAGAAAUAUCAUUUAUAGGGAUCUUAAACCGGAGAAUUUACUUUUGGAUAAUCAAGGAUAUGUUAAACUCGUGGAUUUCGGCUUUGCUAAACGAUUGGAUAACGGACGGAAGACAUGGACUUUUUGCGGCACGCCAGAAUAUGUGGCACCGGAAGUUAUUCUAAAUAAAGGUCACGACAUAAGCGCAGAUUAUUGGUCCCUUGGAGUUCUCAUGUUCGAAUUACUUACGGGCACACCUCCUUUUACCGGCGCCGACCCGAUGAAAACAUAUAACAUAAUAUUGAAAGGAAUCGACGCCAUAGAAUUUCCCAGAUCUAUUACGCGUAAUGCAAUGGCGCUCAUCAAAAAGCUCUGCAGGGAUAAUCCAGCGGAACGUCUUGGAUAUCAAAAAGGCGGCAUUAGUGAAAUACAGAAACACAAGUGGUUUGAUGGUUUUAAUUGGGAAGGCCUGAGGACGAGAACUUUAGAACCCCCGAUACUGCCACGAGUCCAAAGUGCUAUAGAUACCGCCAAUUUCGACGUUUAUCCGGCGGAUUCUGAUCCGCCACCAUCCGACGAUAUUUCUGGCUGGGAUAAUGAUUUUUAGUGCAAGAAGUAUAGCGGAUAUUUAUUUAAUGUUCGCGUUUGUAACUAUCUAGCAGGAAUGUAAAAAAAAGAAACCACGAUUUCUCGAUUACAGGCGCCGCGGAAGUAUUUUUCAUCUGAGGGGGCACAAUUUAUAAAGGGGAUACAUAAUACAUUCAUAAUAUGUAUAUGUAUAUAUAUGUAACUUCAUUCAAACAUCAUAUAAUAGGCCACUCAGUGGGUAGUAUAAAUGUGCGAAAAAUAUGCACAGAUUUUUUGUUCUAAUUAACUUAAUGCGCUUAAUUUUCUUUGUUAUAUAGUGUACUUCAAUUGAACGAGUAAAUAGUCAAAAAAAAGAAAAAAAGAAGAAAAAAAGAAAAGAAAAGAAAAAUAAUCCAUUUUUCCAUUUUGUGAUGUAAAUA
Molecule: messenger RNA, 2062 nt
Organism: Linepithema humile (Argentine ant)
Lineage: Eukaryota; Metazoa; Arthropoda; Insecta; Hymenoptera; Formicidae
Source: RefSeq, a predicted model, not a curated record